Molecule: messenger RNA, 1274 nt
Organism: Drosophila persimilis
Lineage: Eukaryota; Metazoa; Arthropoda; Insecta; Diptera; Drosophilidae
Gene: Rcd-1
Product: CCR4-NOT transcription complex subunit 9
Exons: 6
Coding region: 49-939 (296 amino acids)
Biological process (GO): negative regulation of translation; mRNA catabolic process
Cellular component (GO): CCR4-NOT core complex; CCR4-NOT complex; P-body
Source: RefSeq, a predicted model, not a curated record
AAGGCAUCAAGCUACUAGCGUUUUCAUUCAAUCGAGAGUUAAACUGAAAUGAGUGCGCAGCCGAGUCCCUGCAUGAAUCCUCAACAACAGCAAAGUGAACAAGAGAAGGUGUACCAAUGGAUCAACGAAUUGGCGCAUCCGGACACGCGCGAGACCGCUCUCCUGGAGCUGAGCAAAAAGCGUGAAACCGACCUGGCUCCCAUGUUGUGGAACAGUUUUGGAACCGCGUGUGCUCUGCUUCAGGAGAUUGUUAACAUAUAUCCGUCUAUAACUCCGCCCACGCUGACAGCACAUCAGUCAAACCGGGUUUGUAAUGCCCUGGCCCUGCUGCAGUGCGUCGCCUCCCAUCCGGAGACACGCACAGCCUUCCUCCAGGCGCAGAUUCCCCUAUACUUGUACCCCUUUCUGUCGACCACUUCGAAAACCAGACCAUUUGAAUAUUUGCGUCUGACCAGCUUGGGAGUCAUUGGUGCCUUGGUUAAGACCGAUGAGCAGGAAGUUAUCACGUUCUUGCUGACCACGGAAAUCGUUCCACUUUGCUUGAGCAUUAUGGACAGCGGCUCGGAGCUAAGCAAGACUGUGGCCACAUUCAUCAUUCAAAAGAUCCUGCUUGACGAGUCGGGCCUGUCGUACAUCUGUCAGACCUAUGAACGCUUCUCGCAUGUGGCCAUCACCCUGGGAAAAAUGGUGAUCCAGUUGGCAAAAGAGCCGUGUGCCCGUCUGUUGAAGCACGUGGUGCGUUGCUACCUACGUCUCUCGGACAACACCCGCGCUCGCAAAGCUCUCGGACAGUGCUUGCCGGAUCAGCUGCGCGAUGGCACUUUCGCGCUGUGCCUGCAGGACGAUAAGUCCACGAAGCAGUGGCUUCAAAUGCUACUCAAGAACUUGGAGCUGGGAAACACACCACAGCAAAUCGGCAUGUCCCCAUUGGGCUCCUAGAUCAUAGACAUGCCGAAUCUCAAAUGUCCCAAGUAUUUAAUAGGCUUCUUGCCGGCCUGCCUGCUGCCUCCCCACUAUGCUUCUUUCAAAUCGCUUAUAAUAAAUUCAUUUCAUCUACUAGUUAUCAGAAGUACUUGGCCAGAACGCCUGGAUUAUAAGUUUCCACGAGGUUGCCUGAGCCUAGCCGCCUAGCGUAAGCAAAAAUGUAAUAUACAGAUGUAUGUAAUUAUGAAUACAAGCAAAGUAAUGUUAAUAAGUUAAGCAAAUUUCUCUGCUACUAGAAUACAAUUUAGAAUGUACAUAAAUAUUAUAUAAAUAAAGACACAUACAGCGAA